Molecule: messenger RNA, 303 nt
Organism: Caenorhabditis remanei
Lineage: Eukaryota; Metazoa; Nematoda; Chromadorea; Rhabditida; Rhabditidae
Exons: 2
Coding region: 1-303 (100 amino acids)
Molecular function (GO): protein binding
Source: RefSeq, a predicted model, not a curated record
AUGGAGCCGUUCAAAUUAAUGGAGACUCCGUUUCUAGUAUUCCAAAAGAUUAUAAAACUGAUGAGAAUUAUUGAGGUGUUUGAAAUGUCUCAAACAUCAAAACGAAUGUUCGUUCGUAUCAAAAAUUCAAGACGCCGAGUCCAACCGAUCUUUCUGUUCAAACAAGAAAAUGGUCGAUCGAUUGGUGUGUAUGAGAAAAAUGAUGUGAAUUCGGAGUUCACUAUUCAUCUGACAUUGGAGAAGUGGGAAGAGGAUGUGCAGAGACAGUUGACAGUGGAUGGGACAAUCUUUCAUGUUUGGUAG